Molecule: messenger RNA, 1101 nt
Organism: Spea bombifrons (plains spadefoot toad)
Lineage: Eukaryota; Metazoa; Chordata; Amphibia; Anura; Pelobatidae
Gene: CFAP300
Product: cilia and flagella associated protein 300
Exons: 7
Coding region: 38-841 (267 amino acids)
Source: RefSeq, a predicted model, not a curated record
CUACAACAGGGAGACAUUGAUUGCGUAACUGAUCAGGAUGUCGCUGGGGAAUUCGGAGACCGGGGCCCCUAAAUUCACAUUUAGUCACCUGCCAAACAGGACAUUUAAUUCACUGGAGAACAGAGACACCCGGGAGCUGCUGCUCAAAUGGUCCAUGAACGGUAGACUAUUAGCCCAAGCCUUCCGAUAUGACCAGUAUUUCCAGCCCUAUCAAAAAGAUGAUUUUCUUCUGGCCUUCUUCCAAGAUCCAAAUGUAGUUUCCCAGCUGAAGUUAAUCUCAGACUCCUCAGGACAAUGGAGGACGUUGGACGCAGAAGUGAAGAAAGUUGAAGCCGAAGAAAUUCCUUGCCACCAGCUCUCGAUGGCGUUUUUCGAUCCUCUGUACGCGGAAGGAAUCGUAAGAGAAAGCGGGCAUAUUUCGAAAUGCCUUGAUGAAUUCGUUGAUGACUUUACUAUAUCUGAUGAGCUAAGAAAGGUCCUUGUGCUGGAAGACUUUGAUAAAUAUGACAUUUUUAGCCAAUCAGAUCGAGGAGAGUUCCUUUUCCUGCUUUUUAAGCAUCUGUGCCUCGGAGGAGCGCUGUGUCAGUUUGAAGAUAUGAUUGAACCUUACAUAGAAACAACAAAAUGUAUUUAUAAAGACCUUCUGAGUGUUCAAAAAGAUCCUGAGAGCAAAAAGAUCAAUAUUAUAUCUACUGUCUUCAAAGUGACUGCCUAUGAUGAAAACGGAAUGUGCUAUCCAUCAGUCAGGCGUCACGAGCAGACAUUUGCGUAUUUAAUUGUGGACCCGUUGAAACGCCACAUUAAUGUGUUGUACCAUUGUUUUGGUGCUGGAGCCUUUUGAGGCCAUAACUCACAUCGGGACCCUGAUGUGAGAACUUUUAUGUAAAACUGUGUUUCAGUUUAUCAUCAUAACAAGUGAUUUGCCUUUGCUGAGAUUCACAAAGAAUGAUGUGCCGCACCAAACCGUGUUUUUUUUUUUUUAAAACAUAUUUUUAUAAGUUCUGGUGGCAAGAAGAUUCCCUGCAGGAUUCACGUAGAAACGCAAAAAUCCACUUAUAAAUUAUGGAAAUAUUUGUUUCAAAAAAUAAAAUAGAAAAAGGA